GGCUGAGCAGCGCUUUGAAUCUCUAUAGGGUAGGUGAUUAGUUGAGGCUGAGGACCCCCUUCACGGCAUAGAAAAGUAAUGAAUGCUUCUCUUGGUCUUGGUCUCCAUCCCUCGUCAUCAAAAUGCGGUCCAGGGCAGAUAAUCGUCCCCAGCGUCUUUGCGUCCUUGCGCUCCUUUGCUUGUUAUCAUCUAGCAUGCCCCUAGCAAAUGCGACUUGCUACUACCGCUCAGGCGCCGUAGCCACGACGUACGUCCCGUGCCCGGGAGUCAACUUCUGCUGCGAUGAGACCCAGUACUGCGAGAGCAACGGACUCUGCCGCGACAAAAACAACCACGCGAAUGGCUCCGUCACCUACUUUCCCGGCAAGGCUGAUCCGGGGCCGUACAACUUCACCGGCCUGUAUCAGACUCCCACAUGCAACAACGCGGCCUUCCAAGGGUGCGACGAAGAGUGCACCGCAUCCGACGCAACCACCUUUGCAUACAUCUGGGCUUGCACGGACAAUCUUCUCAACUACUGCUGUCACAACAACACCGUGAGCCUCAGCCAGCGCGAUUGCUGUUCCGCCGCGACACGAUUCCAACUCGCAUCUCCUGUUGCACUUAUCCCGUCGAGCGCUGCACCCACGUCAUCGACUACGACAGGUGAUCCGAAUGCUCCCCCAUCGCAAUCAGGCCUGUCGGAUUCGGCUAAGAUUGGGGUCGGCGUGGCUGUCCCUGUUGUCGUGAUUCUUGUAGUAGCGGCCACCAUUUGGUUCAUCCGCCUGCGCAGGACGAACAAACAUGCCCGGAGCCAACGCUCCACGACUGCCAAACUAUAUCAGGAUACUCCAGAAGAGCAGGAGAAUUGGCGGAGUCAUGAUCAACGUACGGCAGAACUAGAGAACGACCAGUUGCGGCCGGAGCUUGAGGGGCGAGGCAGGCCCUUGGAGCUUCCAAACAACACCGUCCAUGAGCUUGGAUGACGUGAUGUGGUGGGACGGCCAAAUGACCUGCGAUUGAGCGUACCAAUCGCCAUUGAUUAAGUAGGCCCGGCCGUAGUUCCACGAAUGAUUGGGUCUUCAAGCUCAGGCGAGUGCGGGCUUGACUUGAAGUCUUCACAAGACAAUGUGGCUAGAACGUUGAAAUCCGUACGGGGGCGGCAGGAGUUGGGGAACGUUGACGCGGCGAACUACCGGCCGUUGCGGAGCGUCAAGUCAGGGCGAAG
This is a messenger RNA of Neohortaea acidophila, 1207 nucleotides long. RefSeq lists its product as uncharacterized. NCBI's taxonomy places the organism in Eukaryota, Fungi, Ascomycota, Dothideomycetes, Mycosphaerellales, Teratosphaeriaceae. The coding region runs from base 123 to 965 and encodes 280 amino acids. The record is from RefSeq and is a predicted model, not a curated record. The transcript is spliced from 4 exons.